Molecule: messenger RNA, 897 nt
Organism: Paraglomus occultum
Lineage: Eukaryota; Fungi; Glomeromycota; Glomeromycetes; Paraglomerales; Paraglomeraceae
Source: the annotation of a GenBank genome assembly
AUGCUUGGAGCUACUAAUUUGAUGCGCUCACACACUCAAACUUCACACAUACGAUUAAAACGAACUUUUGUUGUAGUCACUGUUGCGCGAGAAAAGUUUAUAACCCCCGGUCCAAAGAAAGAUACUAAAAAACAAAAGAAAAUCAAGUUUGAUCCAACAGACGAAUUAUGGAAGUCAGAUAUUAAUUUGAACGAAGAUAUUACGAAAGCAUUAGGAGGUGUGGCGUUACUUGAAAAAGAGCGUAAAUCGGGAGACCCCUUUAAACAACGCGCGUACGAAAAUGCUAUAUACAUAAUAACAUCUUAUCCGGCCAGAAUAAUCUCCGGUGCUGAGGCCAAGAAAUUACAAGGAAUUGGCAGUAGCAUAGCAAAUAAAAUUGACGAGAUUCUUAAAACAGGCACUUGUGAAUCGUUGAAGGAAAAACAGGAAGAUGCAGAAUUAUUCGAGACUUUUAGUCAAGUAUUUGGGGUUGGACCAGUAGCUGCGAAAAGAUUUGUAGACAAAGGGUACAAAUCUAUUUCUGAUCUAGCGAACGACCCGGACCUGACCGAUAUGCAGAGACUUGGAAUAAAAUAUGUCGAUGAUUUCAAGCUUAUGAUUCCAAAAGUAGAGGCUCAAGGAUUAAUACAUUAUGUUCAAGACGUAUUAAAGGAACUAAGUCCGGCGUACAUAGGCAUUGCGUGUGAUGGCCAUCGACGCGAACUGUCCGAAACUAACUCACUAUACAUGGCGAUAACUCAUCCAAAUUAUACUUCUUCUCCGUCUACUGAUCCUGGGAGACUUCUUCUUGAUCUUACUGAUGCAUUGACGGAUUUGGGCUUUCUCACGGAUCAUAUUUCAUCAGGAAUUUUGAAGUAUUGGGUAAGAUGGGAAUCGAUAGAGGGUAGCACCAUUUGA